CAGAUCCAAUUCCCGCAUACUCCCGAUGACGGCGGAGACGGACCAGCGGUUUGGGCGGGAGAAAUUGCCCGAGACUUCUCCUCUAUAGAUUCUUAUGCUGAGUACUCCGAAUAGAGAUACAUAGAUAACACACAGCUGCACUUCAGGCUUCUGCUCCACGAGCAGAGCUCCGAGCUAGAUCAAUUCAACUGACUGAUUGUUGAGCCUUAGGGUUUCUGCGCAUCGCGAGCAGGAGAAUGAUUCUCAGAACACCGCCGGUGCGGAAGAGGAAGGCAGAGUCGGAGGCGAAGCCGGACGAGGCCGGCAGCCCCGUUUCGAAUCGUCAGCAGCUGGUGAUCUACGAGGACGAGCCUUCCGCGCUGGAAUCUUCUCAGGAUCAUCAUUUCUCCUCCGAUCAGAUGCUCUGCACUUAUCAAUGUCGUCAGAUGGUAAAGUCAGAGUUUUUUGAUGCCUUGAGCACUGCAGAGAAGCAAGCGCAGGAUUUUAAUUCCAAAUUCAAAGCUUUAAAUGAUGAAUUGCACAAAGCGGAUGCUGAAAGGAAGAAAUAUCGUGAUCAAUUCCUCUAUGCUGAACAAGAGCUAGCUGCUGCUAAAGGACGCGAAGAAUCUCUGCAAGAGCAGCUCUUGAAGGAGAUUGAUUGUUCUCAGGAACGGCUUACAAAGCAACUGCAGCUAUACAGUGAACUUGAGGUGAAGUUCCAACACGAAAAGAAUCUUCGUGCAAAAGCAGAGUCUGCAGCUGCUUCUGCAGAAGAAAAAGCAAGCCUCUAUGAGAGGAAACACAGCAGUCUCUCUGAAAGCAUGGAAAGAGAGAAAAGGCGUCUGCAUAAUGAACUUGAACAGCUAAAAACGGAAUCCUCAUUUUCUGUCUCUAGCAUUAAAAAAAAUCUUGAAAGAAUGGAGUGCAGAGCUGUCAAUGCUGAGAAGGAAUCAGCAUUACUAAAGGAACAACUGCAAGAUGUUAUAGUGCGACUAAAUGAGUGCAUGGAACAAAGAAUGGAACUGGAAAAGUUGUCUAGUUUUACAUUUCGUGAAAGUUCUUCCACAGAUGACAGCAUCUUGGUCAAGCAUCUGCAAGAAGAACUAAGGCACUAUGAGGCUGAAGUGCGUGAAGCAAGGAAGCUAAAAUCUUCUCAUGAGAACAUUGAGCUGCUGAAGGAAAAAUUACUUGAAGAAAAAGGUCGGAGGGAUAGGGCAGAGUCCGAGUUAGUUAAAUUAGCAGAUCUUGAGGUGACUGUUAAGAAGCUGGAGGAUGAACUGUCUACUUGGAAAUCAGUAGUACUAGAUAUCCCUGGAAUAUCAUGUGCUGAUGAUAUACCUCGUAAAUUUGCCUCUUUACAAAAGGAGGUUCUUGAUAGCAUGAUAAAAAUGGGUGAAGCUCAGGCUAGUUUGAAACAAAUGGAGGUGGCUUUGGACAAUCUAAAGCUUGAAAACAACAAAUCAGAAGCUGAUAUCAACAUGGCAAAGGAAAAUGCUGAAUUAUUGAUGUCAGAGCUGAAGAGGACUGAAUUGAUGCUUUCAUCUGUUUUAGAAGAAAGAGAUCGGUUAAAGCAUAUUGUAGAUGAGCUAAGGACACAAAAGAGUGUGGGCACUGGCAUUGAGGCCUCCCAUGCAACUCUCGUUCAGGAGCUUGAAGCAUCUCUUGCUAAGAAAGAUAGCUGUAUAAAGGAACUCGAGAGCAGUUUAUCUGAACAAAGGGAGAUCAAUACUCGUAAGCUUAAUGAACUAAAGUUGCUGAAUGACAUGCUGAGCAAUGAAGCAAGGAGAAUAAAGUCUUUAGAAAGAGAGGGUGACCGGCUAAGAUCUGAGAUUGCUCUAUUAGAAUCCAAGCUAGGGCAUGGUGAUUAUUCAUCAGCAAAUACAAAAGUUCUUCGAAUGGUUAACACCCUUGGAGUAGAUAAUGAAGCAAAACAAACUAUAGAGGUUCUGCAGAGUGAGCUGCAGAAGACCAAGGAGAAGUUGCAGGCUCUUGAAGAGUUGAAGCAGUCUGAUUAUCCAGCUGAUGCUGGAACGCUAGUUGACUCUUAUAUUUCUGGAAAGAUUCUGCAGCUCAAAGAGCAAAUCGCAACACUGGAGAAACGUGAAGAGAGGUGAAUGAGCAAAUGAAAUUCUUUUAAUAUUGUAUUUUCUUUUAAUUGCAUCUUGUCAUGAUUUUUAUGCCUGACUUAGUAUUCUUCAAUGAAGAUACAAGACAGUUUUUGCUGAUAGAAUUUCAGUCUUCAGAAGGGCCUGCUGUGAACUUUUUGGGUACAAGAUUGUGAUGGAUGAUCAUCAGCGUGCAGAUGGAAUUCCCGUGACACGCUUUACACUUCAAUCUAUCUAUGCUCUAUGUGAUGAUGAAAAACUUGAAUUUGAAUAUGAAUCUGGGAAUACAAACAUUUUGGCUAAUCAGUACACCUCACAGACGGAUAUAUCUCGUCAGGUUGAAAUAUUUGUUCGUAAAAUGAACUCAAUUCCGGCUUUCACAGCAAACUUGACUAUAGAGUCCUUCAACAAACGAACUUUAUCUUGAAUUGAACUUCAUUGCUGUCCUCAUUUUGGUUUUAACCAGACAAAAGAAAGCAGUGCGAAGCGUGGGAGUUUGAUAGGCCAUAGGUGUGGCAUCCUGUUUUUGAAAGGUUCUGAAGUCAUGAUAUCCUAUGAGCCCAACAACUUUGUAUAGUACUCCGCAAUAACGAUAAUAUAGUGAUGACAAAUGACACUGUAAGUCUCGUCUUGUCUCGUCUACCUGAGAUUUGCUCACACAUACAGCUUUUCUUUUUGUUCUGUUUUAUAUAGUGAAUGUGUUUCACCGGUUUUGCGCGCGGGCACCUUAGUUAUAUGGCCGGUCUAGCUUUGUAAAGUUCAAAAAUUAAAAGACAACAUUGUAAUGUGGUUUUGGUUUGGAAUAAUAACAGUUCAGAUUU
This is a messenger RNA of Cuscuta campestris, 2905 nucleotides long. The record is from the annotation of a GenBank genome assembly. Lineage: Eukaryota; Viridiplantae; Streptophyta; Magnoliopsida; Solanales; Convolvulaceae.